AUCAUCAAGCAUCAGAUAUACUAUGCACCAUGCCUCCUACAGCAUACCAAGUUUACCAAGACCUUGAGCGAGAGGAGCAAUUUGCUCCUCAAGAAGGCAAGACCCAUCGGUCCUAUUCAUCAUGGCGCGAGCGCGCCAUGAACCGCAAUUUGCGCCGCGGUCUUGCUAUAAUCGGAGCCUGCUGGCUCGUGUAUAUUAUAUGGCUAAACCGUCUAUAUGCAGCAGCCUUACUGCCGGGUUCUUCGAAUAAUCGUGCCAAUGUUGCAGGUCAGCAGACGGAAGGGAAGACGGUACCCCUGGACGUACACAUUAUGAGCAAAUGUCCCGAUGCAAAGGACUGCUUGCAGAAGUUGAUUCUACCUGCGAUGGAAAGGAUCAGUGACAAGGUCAAUUUUCAACUCUCGUUUAUUGGAAGUGUAUCCAAUACCACUUCCGAUGUGGAAUGCAAACACGGCCCAACUGAAUGCAUCGGUAACAUGCUCAUGCUCUGUGCCGCCAAUCUUCCGUUUCCCACGAGCCAAGUAUCAACCACUCCCCGGACACCCGUCAUCCGCUCUCUCGGCUUUGCAAACUGCCUCAUUGACGAUUACCCAGAGAUCCCGUCCCGACCUCUAGUACAAAACUGUGCGCUAGAGCAUGGACUCGACUUUGAGGCUAUAAACGCUUGCGCAAGUCGCGAGGAUGACGGUUUUGAGAACCCCGGAGAUCCGACUUCUGAAGACCCAAGUGGCAUUGCUUUGCUGCGCAAGAGCGUACGUCACACCCAAGAUGUCGGGGUUACGAAGAGUUGUACUGUGAGACUUGAUGAGACUGUCUGGUGCAUUCGAGACGGCGGGAAAUGGAAAGAUUGCGCUCAUGGUAGUGAUGUAUCGACUUUUGUGGAUGAAGUCGAGAGAUUAUGGAAGGAGAGGAAUUAGCAGGCGCGCGCGCUCGUCAUUCUUCAACUCUUCUAUGCUUCAUGAUUUUCUGGUCAUGGCCACUGGCUCACACACAUUGGGCAAGGCCUGAAAAUUUCCUUAAACUUUGACUACCCUGAUACUGAUACCCCUCGUUUGAUAAUUAUACUAAUCAAUAUGCACUGCCUCUCAACAAGGACCAGUUUUC
Messenger RNA from Talaromyces stipitatus ATCC 10500, 1104 nucleotides. RefSeq lists its product as uncharacterized. Lineage: Eukaryota; Fungi; Ascomycota; Eurotiomycetes; Eurotiales; Trichocomaceae. The record is from RefSeq and is a predicted model, not a curated record. Gene Ontology annotation, molecular function: oxidoreductase activity, acting on a sulfur group of donors, disulfide as acceptor. The coding region runs from base 30 to 917 and encodes 295 amino acids. The transcript has 2 exons.